Molecule: messenger RNA, 3560 nt
Organism: Raphanus sativus (radish)
Lineage: Eukaryota; Viridiplantae; Streptophyta; Magnoliopsida; Brassicales; Brassicaceae
Product: pentatricopeptide repeat-containing protein At2g34400-like
Exons: 9
Coding region: 53-1912 (619 amino acids)
Biological process (GO): RNA modification
Cellular component (GO): intracellular membrane-bounded organelle
Molecular function (GO): RNA binding; protein binding
Source: RefSeq, a predicted model, not a curated record
CCAUUUUAAACUCAAUUUUUCACACGUGCGCUCCUCUCCUGAGCUUUUGCAAAUGCUCAAACCAGAGAGACUAGCGUCCUCCCUUUCCCGCCAAUUCCCAUCACUCAAACCUAAACAACCCGAAGAACCACGACGCAAUCUCGUCAGCGACUUUCUUCUCCGGCUGAAAAGAUGCGUCUCCGUGAACCAACUCCGAGAGAUCCAAGCCCAGAUGCUACUCAACUCCGUCGACAAACCCAAUUUUCUGAUUCCCAAAGCCGUCGAGCUCGGAGACUUCACCCACGCCUCUCUCCUCUUCUCCGCGACGGAGCGACCGAACCACUACUCCUUCAAUUUCAUGAUCCGAGGGCUAACCAACACGUGGCGCGAUCACGGGGGAGCUCUCUCGCUGUAUCGCCGGAUGAAGUUUUCCGGGUUAAGACCCGAUAAUUUCACUUACAAUUUCGUUUUCGUCGCGUGCGGGAACAUACAUGAGAUUAGGGUUGGUAGGUCUGUUCAUUCUUCGCUGUUCAAAGUCGGGUUGGAAAGAGAUGAGCAUGUGAAUCACUCUUUGAUCAUUAUGUAUGCUAAAUGUGGUUACGUUGAGUAUGCGCGGAAGGUGUUCGAUGAAAUUACUGACAAGGAUACGGUGUCGUGGAACUCGAUGAUUGUUGGGUACUCUCUUGCGGGUGAGAUGGAAGAAGUGGUGGGUUUGUUUAGGAGGAUGGAGGAGGAGGAAGGAGUUGAGCCAGAUGAGAGGACGUUGGUUAGUGUGUUGGGUGCUUGUGCACAUUUGGGUGAUUUGAAAACUGGUAGAUUUCUGGAGGGUGUAGCUAUCAGGAAGAAGAUCGGUUUAAGCUCGUUUCUUGGGCCUAAGUUGAUCAGUAUGUAUGGAAAAUGCGGAGAAUUGGACUCGGCGAGUAGGGUUUUCAAUCAAAUGGUUAACAAGGACCGUGUUGCUUGGAAUGCUAUGAUCACUGUGUAUUCGCAAAACGGGAGGUCAAUGGAAGCUAUUAAGCUGUUUCGUGAGAUGGAAGAUUCAAGAGUUUCUCCUGACGCCGUCACAUUGUCUACUGUACUGUCUGCUUGUGGUUCAGUUGGAGCUCUUGAGUUAGGCAGACGCAUUGAAUCAUAUGCUUCGGAGACAGGCUUGCAGCAUGACAUCUAUGUGGCGACAGGACUAGUUGAUAUGUAUGGAAAAUGCGGAAGCAUAGGGGACGCUCUUAGAGUAUUUGAAGCCAUGCCGGUGAAAAACGAAGCCACUUGGAACGCUAUGAUAUCUACUUACGCGCAUCAUGGACACGCUCAAGAAGCUCUGUUACUUUUUGAGCAGAUGUCAGUUCCUCCGAGCGAUGUUACAUUCGUGGGAGUGCUCUCUGCUUGUGUGCACGCGGGUUUGGUCGACCAGGGCCGUAGGUAUUUCCAUGAGAUGAGUUCCUCGUUCGGGUUGGUCCCGAAGAUCGAGCAUUACACAAACGUAAUCGAUCUUCUGUCUCGUGCGGGGAUGUUAAAGGAGGCUUGGGAGUUCAUGGAGAAGUUUCCUGGGAAGCCAGACGAGAUCAUGUUAGGAGCGGUUCUUGGAGCGUGUCAGAAGAGAAAAGAUGUGGUGGUUGGGGAGAAAGCAAUGAAGAUGUUGAUGGGGAUGGAGGAGUCAAAGAACGCAGGGAACUAUGUUAUAUCGUCGAAGGUUUAUGCUGAGAUGAAGAUGUGGGAUGAAUCUGCGAAGGUGAGGGCGUUGAUGAGAGACAGAGGCGUUGUUAAGACACCAGGAUGUAGCUGGAUUGAGAUGGACGGUGAGAUGAUGGAGUUCACGGCGGGAAGCGAUGUUUUACAGUGUGGCAGGGAAGAUGCUGGGUCGUUGUUGGGUUUGUUGGUAGAGGAGAUGAAGAAUGAAAUGUAUGAUUUUUCCAGUGGGAGUUUGAGUUUUGGUUAGUCCCUUCAGCUGCGAGUUUCUGAGGAUCUUAAAGAUGUGAGUCAGGUCGUCUUCUGACUUUGAAAGAGGUGCAAAGUGUUGUAGGUCGCUCAAGACUCAAAGAGAGCAUGAAUCGAUCUGCUUCAUUUGCAUUUGAUGCUUAUAACUUGGGGACGAAGAGGUGGUUGCAGAUGUCAUAACUCAUUAAGUACUAACUUAUGACUCUGUAACUGUUUGGUUUGAGAUGAAUUAUAAGUUUAUUACGAGGCUAAUAGAGUAAUAGGUAAUCAUACAAUUGUGAUGAUUGUGGUAUACCAACUUUUUACUUUUUUCUUUAUGUAAUUCCGCUAAUGCGCUCGAACUAGCUUGCUUGGAGAGUCCAAAAUCCUCUAAAUUUCUCGUUGUCUGUUUCAACCGUUUAUUAAAGAUCUGAAACAAUAUAUGUGCUAGAGAUGUGUGAUAUGGUGUACAUUAUAUCUUUUAAUCGUUUGGAGGUAGGAAUCUACCAUCUGAGGUUUUGCAUUUUGCAGAACUACAACCGAGACCUUUUUCAUCUUUCUCUACUGUCUGCUCAUCAUAGUGUCAGCCAUGACGUCUUCAGACUGAAGAGUGGAAGGGGUGGAUGCAGGUUCUGUUUCUGAUGUAUCAUUACUUUGCUGCGGCUGAGAUAUAUUAUAAUGCAAUCAGGGUCUUCUUCAUCGCUGCCUAUGUCUGGAUGACUGGUUUUGGGAACUUCUCCUAUUACUAUAUCAGAAAGGAUUUCUCCCUAGCACGAUUCACUCAGAUGAUGUGGCUGAUUCGUGGCUUUCAGCUGCAUCAUUCUUAGUAAUGAUUUACAUGCUGUACUACAUCUGUCCGAUGCACACACUGUUCACUCUAAUGGUGUAUGGAGCCAUUGGUAUCUUCAGUCGGUAUAACGAAAUAAUCUACAAGCUUGACAAGGUCACAUACAACAAAUAUCAUCCCUACACAUCAUGGAUUCCAAUAACUGUGUACAUCUGUCUGCGAAAUUCCACACAACAGCUGCGAAAUUUAUCCCUGACACUAUUCGCGUGGCUUGGCAAGACUACUCUGGAGACCUAUAUAUCUCAGUUCCACAUCUGGCUAAGAUCGAAUGUUCCUAAUGGAAAGCCUAAGUGGUUAUUAUCCAUCGUUCCAUAAUACCCAAUGCUCAACUUUAUGCUCACCACGGCCAUCUAUGUCUUGGUAUCUCACCGGCUUUUCGAGCUGACCAAUACGUUAAAGUCUGUUUUCACACCCACAAAAGAUGAUAAGAGGCUGCUCCACAAUGUCCUCGCUGGAGCUGCUAUUUCAUUCUGUUUAUAUUUAACAGCUCUCAUUCUUCUCCAGGUCCCACACUAACCAUGAAGGAACUGUAAACAUGAAUCUCACAGAGGUUUCUAUGUCAAACUUACUAAAUAGUUACAACACACGUCUCAUGUCGACAAUGAACCACAUGAGUUUCAGAAAAUAGUGAAAGUGAAGCAUCAUAGGACUCUACUUUUGUUCAAACCUUUUUUCUUUCUUUUCUGUUGUAAUUUUGCCAUUAGUUUUUGUUAUAUAUAGUUUUUAUUUGCCUUUUUGUUCGGCUGUAUUGCUACAUUUUGUUACAAAAUACAAAACAUAUAUACAUCAUUCUGCAAUUGCGUAUGAAUUUUUUUAAUAAGAA